Molecule: messenger RNA, 3279 nt
Organism: Neofelis nebulosa (Clouded leopard)
Lineage: Eukaryota; Metazoa; Chordata; Mammalia; Carnivora; Felidae
Gene: AADACL4
Product: arylacetamide deacetylase like 4
Molecular function (GO): hydrolase activity
Source: RefSeq, a predicted model, not a curated record
GCGGUAUAUUGCACGAUUUAUGCAGUCUUCCACAGGCAUUUGUGUGCAUACGUUUAUUUAUGAUAGGUAAGUAAGAUUUGCUUGAAAAAGGAUAUUUGCAUGCUCCUGUUCUUUGCCGCGCUAUUGCCAAUUCCUCAGCAGUCUAUCUCCUUUCAGAGGAGGGCACCGAGAUGCAGAGAAUAGAGAGAACUUAUCCAAGGCCACCGAGCCAGUAAGCUGAAAAGGCGGGAUUCAAACCCAGGCAGGCUGGCAUCUGAGUAAGUCCUCUUGACUCUCGGCCAUGCUGCCUCUCCCCACAGCCUGGACUUGAAUGCGGCCAGGGUGGCAACCUGGCAUGAGAUGUGCUUUGGCCAGCCCAACCAUGCCAUGGUGAGGAAAACUGGCCGAUUCUGCAUGGGAAGGUGAGGCCACAGAGGCCUGCGCAACUAUGUGAGGCCUUUCCCUUAGGGGUCUUGGGCAAGACUGGUUUUCUUGGAGCUUUCAUUGCUCAGAGAAAUAGUCCCUCCAGCUCCCAUUGGCCCUGUAAGAUGCCACGUUAGCCCACUGAAUCACGGCUAAGUCCAAAACCAGUGGGAGCAGAGAGAGAGCUGGUAUAGCGGGUCCACGUUCUCCUAACACAAGUGUCCAAGCUCCUUUCUCUGGAGAGGCAGCUGCUAGCAACCUUGGGAGCAUGCUCGUCUUGUGCCUGGUGCUCCUGUGCACCUUUUUUGUGGGAGUCUUCGUCUGGACUGUCCUCCAGCAUUUCCUCACCGUAGAUGUCCCCUCUACCUUGCAACAUCCCGCCAAGUUCAGAUUUCUGCAUUGCCUGUUCCUGUAUGCUUUAACUUUGGGGAAUAUAUUUGAGAGGCUGGGAAUCUGCUCCAGGCCCAGAUUUACCCAGUUACUGCAUAGUUUUGUGAACAAAAAGGAUGCUAGACUUGUAGUGACUGACCUGUAUUUUGGGACCAUACCUGUGAGGCUGUUCCAAUCCAAGGCAGAGUCCUCUAGCCCCUGGUGAAGCAUCAUCUUCUUCCAUGGAGGAGGCGGGUUCAUGGGGAACUUGGACUUGCACCACCACCUGUGCAAUUUUCUGGCCCUGGAGACUGAUUCUGUGCUGCUGUCUAUUGGGUACCGCAAGCUUCCUGAUCAUCAUUACCCCAGCAUUUUCUGAGAUUGCCUGAAUGCCUCCAUUCACUUCCUGAAGGCCCUGGAAACCUACAGGGUGGACCCCUCCCGGGUUGUGAUCUGUGGAGACAGCACUGGGGGAGCGUAUGUGGUCUGUGUCACCCAGGCCCUGGUGGGCAGAUCAGAUGUUCCCCAGAUCCGGGCCCAGGUCCUGAUUUAUCCACUUGUUCAGAUCAUCAGUUUGCAGCUGCCAUCUUACUGGCAGAGCAGAAAUGUCCUCCUGCCCCAGAAGUUCAUGAUGACAUGUAUGUUUAAAUAUAUGGUUAUCGACUUUCACUGGUGGGAAGCCAUCUUGGAUGGUGCCUUCAUGCCCCCAGACUUCUGGAGGAAGUACAAGCAGUGGCUCAGCUCUGACAACAUACCCAGGAGAUUCAGGAAGAUGCACCACCAACCUGUGUUUCCCAGCCCUUUUAAUGGGGCUGCCUAUCUGGAAAACAAACAUCUUUUGGAUGUAGACAAUGCCCCUCUGAUAAGAGAUGAUGAGACCAUUGCUCAGCUUCCCAAGGCCUUCCUGGUGAGCUGUGAGCAUGACAUCCUCCGUGAUGACACCUUGCUCUAUAUGAAGCGCUUGGAGGACCAGAGGGUCCCCGUGAUGUGGUAUCAUGUAGAGGAUGGCUUUCAUGGGUCCCUACUGCUUUUUGACAAGGAAAUUUUCUUGUUCCUGUGCUCCCUGAAAAUUGUGAAUGCUAUAGCCAAUUAUAUAAAGAGCAUAUAGCGACCCUGGGGUGCUGAUUAAGGAGAUGCUGAGUCAAUGCUCUGGUCACAUGAAAAGGAUAAGUCAGCUUAGAAUGGUUUUGCUUAGUAUUCCAGAAAAUCCAAAUUGUGAGCAACGCUUGCUAACAUUCUCACUCAGGUGAAAUAAAUAUCAAAGGGAGAGACAAAUGCCUUUAAAAACUUCUCAAAGCCCUAACACACAAGGUCUGUGAAGAAUAAAUGCUAACAACUGGUUAUUCUGUCCGUGUGUCUCUAAUCAUGGUGCAUCUAUGCUCAUGAUGCCAACGCAGGGCUUGGGGCCAUGGUGCCUGUUGGACGAGGGGGCACCUAAUUGUUCUUGGGAUCAUAGGUCACCAGCCAAAUUCCAACACACCAGUUAUAGAUCAGUCUCCAGCAGGAGAAAUGCUCUUGCAAUGAAACUCUUGCCUCACUUUAGCCAUCCUUGGACAGGACUAAAGGCAGGUUUCAGGGGAGGUGGUGGGAAAAGGAGAUGGAGAAGAGGGAAGGGAGAAGCAGUGAGGGAAAGAGUGGGCUCUGGGGGGCUGUGAAUGUGGUCUGGGCUCAAGUCUUUAAUCCGAAUUCCAAAAUCAGAUUCCUGGCUACCAAGAGGCAGGUUCUCAGAGCUAAGUCUGUCCUGGGAACCUCCAGAUGCUAUCUGGAAUAUGAAAACUGCAUUCUCCAAGACAGACAACUUACUAUACAUUCUUUCUUUGGUGAGCUUAUGUAUUGUUUCCACUUUUACAAAGAACCUUGCCUUAGGGGCGCCUGGACGUCUCCAUCAGUAGAGUACAAUCCUUGAUCUUGAGGUUGUGAGUUCAAGCCCCACAUUGGGUGUAGAAAUUACUUGAAAAUAAAGAAAUAAAAUCUUACAGAAAAGAACCUUGGCCUUGCUUAGUUCAUACCACUUUCUCUGCUCAUGGGGUAAGGAAAGAGAAUCUUGGUACUGCAUGCUGGUAUAGUCCACAUUAGUUUUUCCACUGGGCUCAUGUUUGCUAGAUACAUCUGUAAUGACACUGGGCUUCACUGCUGUCUAGACCCACCCAAGCACUGGAGUUGGAGGCUCCCUUCUGUUCAACCAUAGCCUCCCUUGGUACCAAGGACCCCGCCAAUGGUCAGUGGAGGAGGGAGUCUUACAGGUGUCUUGGAUCCUUGCAAAGAAGGCAAAUAUCUUUUUCCAAAAGGUAUUUCAUUUUACCAAACAGGCAGUUUGGACUGGGAUUCUCAGGACACAGGCAGACACAGAGUGGGAGCAGGGGAGUGGCAGAGAGAGAGAGACAUACACACAGAAUCUGAAGCAGGCUCCAGGCUCUGAGCUGACAGCACAGAGCCUGAUGGAGGGCUUAAACUCAUGAACUGUGAGAUCAUGACCUGAGCUGAAGUUGAACACUUAACCAACUGAGC